UGAAGUAGCUCAAACUUUUAUCUUUCAUUUGUAUGGGGUUUUACUUUUACCGUCUUUUGUUGAUGCCUGCUGAUGAGGAAAUAUCUGAAAAUAAAGUAUUAAAUCGAGGUAGGGAAUCAAUGGCGUGGAGAGGAAAUCUUUCAAAGAACAUAAGGGAGCUUCGGUUUUUGAUGUGCCAGUCAUCACCUGCAAGGACAUUUGUGGAAAAGAAUUAUAAGGAACUGAAGACAUUGAACCCAAAAUUGCCAAUACUGAUCCGCGAAUGCAGUGGAGCUGAACCCCAAUUAUGGGCAAGAUUUGACUUUGGUGUUGAGAAAGGCAUCAAAUUGGAAGGCUUGUCUGAGGCACAGAUCUCCAAGGCACUUGAAGAUCUGGUGAAAGCCGGAGAGAUUUUGAAAGCUUGAUAUUGCUACUUCUGAACUGUUUGGAAUGGACUAAUGCUCUCAUGCUAUACUU
This is a messenger RNA of Arachis duranensis, 456 nucleotides long. Its product is annotated as NADH dehydrogenase [ubiquinone] 1 alpha subcomplex subunit 2-like. The record is from RefSeq and is a predicted model, not a curated record. The coding region runs from base 33 to 404 and encodes 123 amino acids. The transcript is spliced from 3 exons. NCBI's taxonomy places the organism in Eukaryota, Viridiplantae, Streptophyta, Magnoliopsida, Fabales, Fabaceae.